CUAAAGCCCAAAACCAUCAAAUUUACACAAACAGCCACGCCAUUUACUUCAUUACAGGGCUGUUUAUGUCUUUUAAUGUAGGAAUCCCAAUAUUCCAAACGUCACUUGCAGGCAACUUUGACUCCUCACCCUCUAAUCCCCUCCAUAACAAGUUAAUUUUCUCUUUAAAAUUUGCCCUCCCUUUGUUCUAUCAUUUUCCACUCUAUCAUUUUCUACCCGUAAUAUGUUCAAUGGUUAAGGGUAUUUCUGUAAUUGAAUGCACCAGCGAUACCGCCAAUUCCCUUCAUCGUUUCUUCAAUCCUCAGAUUUCUGAGAACUGAAAAACAGUUGAGACGAGAGAGAGUGAGUUAGAGAGAGAGAGAGAGAGAGAGAGAGAGAGAGAGAGAGAGGCAGAGGAGGAGAAGGAGAAGCAGAAGCACACUCGCGUCAACACAGAAACAGUUGCUAUAUAAUCUAUAGAUUAGUGAGUUUUGGUGCUUGUGCUUGUUUCUUUCGAGAAGGUGAUGGCGAUCCCACAGGCGGAGUCACACCGAGCAAGGGCUCGGCCACCGGUGGUCCGCAGAGUCCCCUUGCGUCAACUACUACGUGUGACUUCAGUCGCGGGUGGAAUACAAUUCGGAUGGGCUCUGCAGCUCUCUCUCUUGACACCUUACGUUCAGGAACUAGGAAUUCCGCACAAGUGGGCCAGCAUUAUAUGGCUUUGCGGGCCAUUAUCGGGCCUGGUGGUGCAGCCACUCGUUGGCCACAUGAGUGAUCGCUGCAACAGCCGGUUCGGCCGCCGCAGGCCGUUUAUUUUUGCUGGGGCAGGUUUAAUUUGUUUUGCCGUUUUAAUCAUCGGCCACUCCGCCGAUAUCGGAUGGUUGUUGGGUGACAGGGGAAACACCAGGCCAAGAGCUAUCGGAGUUUUCGUGUUCGGAUUCUGGAUACUGGAUGUGGCUAAUAACAUGACUCAGGGUCCCUGUAGAGCUCUUCUUGCUGAUCUUACUGGAAAGGAUCAUCGCAGGACUCGAGUGGCAAAUGCUUAUUUCUCACUAUUCAUGGCAGUUGGUAAUAUUCUUGGCUAUGCGACUGGAGCAUUCAGUAAUUGGUUUAAGGUUUUCCCAUUUACUGUUACUUCUGCAUGUAACGCUGACUGUGCCAAUCUCAAGUCUGCAUUCUAUCUUGACAUUGUUUUCAUGGUAAUUACUACAUAUCUAAGCAUCACAGCAGCUCAAGAAUCACCUCUAGGUUUGUCCGACAGAUCAACACCUAUUGCUGCAGAUGUGUCAGGACAGUCGAGCCAUGCACAAGAGGCUUUUCUAUGGGAGCUAUUCGGGACAUUUAGAUAUUUUCCAUGGCCUGUGUGGACAAUAUUGUUAGUUACUGCUCUAAAUUGGAUUGGUUGGUUUCCAUUUCUUCUCUUUGAUACUGAUUGGAUGGGUCGAGAAAUCUAUGGUGGCAAGCCAAAUGAAGGACAGAACUAUAAUAUUGGGGUCAGAACGGGUGCUUUUGCUCUGAUGUUGAAUUCAGUUUUUCUUGGAAUAACAUCUGUGCUCAUGGAGAAGCUCUGCAGGAAGUGGGGAGCUGGUUUCAUAUGGGGAAUUUCAAACAUACUGAUGGCUCUUUGCUUUCUUGCAAUGCUUAUAACCUCCUAUGUUGCGAACCAUAUUGGCUAUUUAGGUCAUGAUCUACCACCAAAUGGCAUUGUAAUUACAGCAGUUGUGAUUUUUGCAGUUCUUGGUGUUCCGUUGGCGAUCACUUAUAGUGUGCCGUAUGCCUUGAUAUCCUCACGGAUUGAACCUUUGGGACUUGGUCAAGGUUUAUCAAUGGGUGUUUUAAAUUUGGCAAUUGUAACUCCACAGGUGAUUGUGUCCCUUGGAAGUGGACCAUGGGAUCAGCUAUUCGGUGGCGGAAAUUCACCAGCCUUUGCAGUUGGAGCUCUGGCAGCCUUUGCUGGUGGAGUCGUAGCCAUCUUGGGUAUUCCUCGAUCUGGUGCUCCGAAGCCCAGGGCCCCCCCAUGAGUUGAAGACUUGGUUGAAAUUUCAUUCGAUUGGUUGUCGGCGUAGUGUUUGAGCUGACUCUGAGCAGAAAGUGCUUUCGUAUGCAAAACGCAAGCCUGAGUGUCUAGAAAUGUGAAAUUUCAUGGAAGUUUUUGAAGGUUUGGAAAAUCAUUAAUAAUUCAGAGACAUCAACUACAUAGUCAGCUCUAGUAAAAAGUAGUAAGAAGGAUCCAGGUUCAAAGUAUAAGCUUGUGCUUCCAACACACAACAUAUAUUAGGAAAGGUAGAAAACAAGCUGUAUGUAAAUUCUGGUUGCACGAUGGCAACUCUUAUAUAGUGAGAUGAGUAUCAUAGCUGUCGGUCAGUGAAUGAUGAGCAAGAUAAUUUAUUUGAAUGAAGAAUUUCCUCCAAUUAAAAUAAGCCCGCAUGCUGCCAUGGAAAAGUGAAGCGAAGCCCGGGAAUGCUCUCGAGACUACUUCCUUACCAACAAGAUAAGUUGCUCCUGAUUGGAUUUAUUCUUCAUAAGAAAAUUUUAGGAAAUAAAUAAAUAAAGGAAAUGUUUGAUUGCCUAUUGGUGGUCCAGGCAUGACGCAUUAGAAGCUCGUGCAAUUUUUGCGCCUGAAUUUGCUGUAUGUAUGUAGUGAACUGUGAUUGGCGACCAUCAGUUAGUUUGUGAGUUAUGCUGAUGGAAACCUUGAUGGAGACAUGUCUUUUAUUCUUUGAUUUUUCAAAAAGCUUGAUUGAUUUUUAUGGAAGGUCUCCUUUAUGAUUUUUAUUCAUAAUAAUAUUAAAUUGUUGUUUUUUUUAAUAAAUUUUAUUGGUUAUGUCUGAACCUUGGAAUAAAUUCUUGUGUUUAUUGCACUUUAUCAGUAUCUAUGAAAGCCUGUUUUGCUUUCAAUGCUCCCAGGCAGUGCUUUCUGUUGAGGACCUGAAAAUCAAUUAAAAGACCCGUCGUGCGGUUCAAAUUGUUGGCGCUAAUAAUGGUCGAGCCUGAAAGGAAGACAUGGCAGAAGUUCCAAAAGAAAUUCUACGCAAACUAGCAGAAUAUGAUUAUAGGGUUCAUUUGCUCUUCGUACAAGAUAAUGAUGAUAAUAGUUAUGAAAGUAUGGCCUUUAGCCUAUAUGCUGAGACUCUAGAAUGGAUGCUUAUUUUUUAUGUUAGAAUUCUUGGGAAAAGAACUGGGAAUAUAAUCGAUCAUGGGGACAUUGUAGCUUACCUAUGCAAAAGAUGAGCCUGAGGCGUGAUUUUUUGUGGACAAGUCGAAUCCAGUAAAAAACUCACAAGCAUGUUGACAUGUGUGGUUAUAGAGAGAGAGGUGUUGGUAUCCCUUGCUAGUGACUGAGUUUUGAGAUUAAGCAUAAAAGCUUUUUCAGGAAAGAAAAGAGGCAGGAUGAGGAGGAUGGAAUCUGUGAAUUUGUUCUGGUUUCUAGAGAAGCAUAAUCUUUAAUUAAUGUCAAAUCCUGAAAGUUGUUGUCGAUAUUGCAUAUCCUUUUCCUCCAUUGAAACUUGCAUUUGGCAUUGGAUUUAGUUUGAUUAUUAUGCCGAGAAAAUUCCCUCUGCAACUCUACUAUUACAACUUGAUGUAAAAUGAUUUUCUGAUUGACAGUACCAGUGAAUGGCACCACCAUGUGAUCCUAAAACUUGUCAAUUAGGAUGCUAAAUUCGAAAUUGGUUUUAUUAUCA
Molecule: messenger RNA, 3662 nt
Organism: Hevea brasiliensis (rubber tree)
Lineage: Eukaryota; Viridiplantae; Streptophyta; Magnoliopsida; Malpighiales; Euphorbiaceae
Product: sucrose transport protein SUC4
Exons: 6
Coding region: 504-2000 (498 amino acids)
Biological process (GO): transmembrane transport; sucrose transport
Cellular component (GO): plasma membrane; vacuole
Molecular function (GO): sucrose:proton symporter activity
Source: RefSeq, a predicted model, not a curated record